Messenger RNA from Aphanomyces astaci, 3199 nucleotides. RefSeq lists its product as hypothetical. The record is from RefSeq and is a predicted model, not a curated record. Gene Ontology annotation, molecular function: L-glutamate dehydrogenase (NAD+) activity. The transcript has 2 exons. Gene Ontology annotation, biological process: L-glutamate catabolic process. NCBI's taxonomy places the organism in Eukaryota, Oomycota, Saprolegniomycetes, Saprolegniales, Verrucalvaceae. Bases 70 to 3147 code for a protein of 1025 amino acids. Gene Ontology annotation, cellular component: mitochondrion.
CGUCCAUCCACGGAUUUUGACACUCUCAUUAUCCGAUUCGACGUCCCCCCCACAAGUGAUUUCACCAUCAUGAACCUCGAAGUCCGCCGCAGCACCUCCAUGGAACAAGGUGCUUACCACAACAAGGACAUCCAAGCCCAAAUUGCUGAAGUGGGCAAGAUCCUUGCGCAAGACUCGCUCUUCAGCGAAGCGACGUUGAAGAAAGAAAUCGAAUGGUUCUACGGUCCUUUGGGACUGCAUGAAUUCUACUUCUUGGGUCACUCGCCCGCCACGAUCGCGUCGCACAUCCAAAGCUUGAUCGGCGCCAAGGUGUUGACCAAGGCUUCCGGCGUGGACCAAGAGUUCAAGUUGGUGCAAGAAAACGAAAAGUCUGCGUUCUUUGCCACCCGCUCCAACGUGCAAGGCGACGAAUCCAACUCGACCCGCUUGUCCGGCGGCUCGGAUGUGUCCAACUUGGAACGAUUCAUCGAGAAGCAGUACCUGAGCUCGUCCACGGAAUGCAUCGGCGACGGCGUCAAGACGGGGUACCAAUACCUUGAACCUUCCGAAACCACAAAGAACCGCCAAUACCGCCUCCAAUGCUACCGCUCCACGGGUCUCUUGGAUACGACGUUGGUGCCGUCGCACAUGCGCUUGUACUUUCUGCAAGAGCCUGAAUUCGUCAACCCCUCCCCCGCCGCAGGCGAGACGGACAUCCAUCAAUUGGCCGACAAGCACUUCCUUGAACGCGCCGGCGACAACUUGAAGAAGGUGUACCAACAAGUGCUCAAGACCGCGUCCAACCAAAUGACGCCUGCGUUCCACACCGAAGUGUGGCUCGAGCCCGACAACACCAAGAUGGCGCGCUUCACCGUCGCAUACAAGGCCGGGUCCACUCACAGCUACUUUUCGUCGCUCGCCGAUGUCUACCGCGGCCACGGCCUUUUCUCGUCGCGCAAGUACGCCGAGUACUUUUCCAACGGCAUCGUUAUCUACGGAUUUUACCUGCAGCAAUUGACUGGCGACGAUGUCAAGGGCAAGGGCUCGUUUGAAGAACGCGUGGCCGCGUGCGUGUCGGACGCGUCGCUCCACUACGUCCUUCCCCGCACGUCGCUGUCGCCGUUGUUGCGCGACCACCUGCUCACUCCCCAGCAAAUCUCGUACGCGUACGCUGCGUGGAAGUUUACAUUUCACUUUUUGCAGCGUCUGCCCGAAGCAUACUCGGUCGUGUCCAACUCGCUGCGCGACCGCGACGCCGUGGCGUUUGCCCGCCUCGAACAACUCCGCUCCACCAUGAAGCAAAACACGUACACGGAAGCGCAGAUCUUGGACCAUCUGUUGUCGUCGCCCCUUGUGAUCAAGUCGUUGUACGAAGAAUUCGAAGCGCUCCACUCGCCCGCGUCCAAGGACCGCCACCGCAAGGAAGCCGACAUCUUGUCGUACCUGCGCAAGGCCGUCACGUCGGAAGCGGCGCUCACCGUGUUUUCGCAGUUUGCCAGCUUCAACCACCACGUGCAGCACACCAACUUUUUCCGCAAAGAAAAGUCGGCGCUCGCAUUCCGCCUGGACGGCGAGUUCCUUCCGUCGACCGAGUACGCCGACAAGCCGUACGCCGUGAUCUUUGUGAUCGGGUCCGAGUUCCGCGGGUUCCACACGCGCUUUCUCGACAUUGCGCGCGGCGGCAUCCGCAUGAUUCGGUCGUCGCACGCCCAAGUGUAUCUGAACAACGUGUCGUCGUGCUUUGACGAAGGCUACGGGCUCGCGUCGACCCAGCAGCGCAAGAACAAGGACAUCCCCGAAGGCGGGUCCAAGGGCGUGAUCCUGCUCAACUUGGCGCACCAAGACAAGGCGGACCUGGCGUUCAAAAAGUAUAUUGAUGCGCUGCUGGACAUCAUGCUGCCCGAGAACGACGGCAUCGUGCGGACGCAGCCAGACAUUUUGUUCCUUGGGCCGGACGAAGGCACGGCGCACUUGAUGGACUGGGCGUCGUCGUACGCCAAGUCUCGCGGGUACAACUACUGGAAGGCCAUCACGACGGGCAAGUCGCCGUCGCGCGGGGGUAUCCCCCACGACGAGUACGGUAUGACCACGCACUCGGUGCGCGAGUUCGUCAAGGGCAUCCAGAACAAGCUCAACCUCAAAGCCCCUGGCGCCAAGCGCUUGACCAAGGUGCAAACGGGCGGCCCCGACGGCGAUCUCGGCUCGAACGAGAUCCUCAUGUCGGAAGGCGAAGACACGAUCGCCCUCGUGGAUGGUUCGGGUGUGCUGUACGACCCCCACGGGCUCAACCGCGCCGAGCUGGUGCGCCUCGCCAAGCUCCGGUCCCCCGUGCAAGGUUUUGACACGUCGCUCUUGUCUUCGGAAGGGUACCUUGUGCUCAUUUCGCAAAACGACGUGACGCUGCCGAGCGGCGAAGUCGUGGAGAAUGGCACCCAGUUCCGCAACAACUUCCACAACCGAUCCGACUUGACGGCCGACUUUUUCGUGCCGUGCGGGGGCCGCCCCGCCGCCGUGAACUUGAGCAACGUGCAGAACUUUGUGUACGGUCCGGACGGCAAGACCCUGCGCUUCAAGUACAUUGUCGAAGGCGCCAACUUGUUUUUCACGCAGGACGCGCGCCUCGUGCUGGAGAAGGCCGGCGUGACGCUGUUCAAGGACGCAUCCGCCAACAAGGGCGGCGUCACGUCGUCGUCGCUCGAAGUGCUCGCGGCGCUGUCGCUCACGGAUGCCGAGUUUGCCCAGCACAUGGCCGUGGUCGCCGGCAAGCCCAAGCCCGCCUUCUACCAGACGUACGUGGCCGAAGUGCAGGCCCGCAUCGACCACAACGCGCACCAAGAGUUUGAAUGUUUGUGGCGCGAACACCAACGCUCUGGGACCCCGUAUGCGAUCCUGACCAACUUGCUCUCGGAACGCAUCACAGACCUGAGCGUAACGAUCCAGGACUCGUCCUUGUACGAGCAACAAGGCCUGCGCGACCUCAUCCUCGACGGCGGCUUCCCCAAGGCCCUCACCGCCCUCCUCUCCCGCGAUGAACUCGUCAAGCGCCUGCCAGAGUCGUACCUCCGCGCGCUCUUUGCCUCGCAACUCGCGUCUCGCUUCGUCUACGCCGCGGGCCUCCACUGCCCCGAGUUUGCCUUUUACGAAUUCGUCCAAACCCUCAAGAACUAAACAAGUAGUCACGUUAUAUAAAAAAAAUACUAUUUUUUCAUUUUCUCCCCCC